ACAGCCUCAUGCAUACACGCUAUGGUGUCCGAACAUGAUGAGUGAUUGGCUGCCCUGCACCUAUCAAUGCCUUUGCUCUGCCAAAGCGCUAUACUUCUCGCUACCCAACGAUAGGUGUAACUUGAGACAUGAUUGACACGCUGACACAAUGUAUCAGCAUAACCGCCCGCCACAAACAUGGCGCCCAAAAAAGCGGCCGUAGUGCGUACAGCUGCCUCCUCGCGACCAAGAAGAACUGCCAAACCAACCACCACUGCCACCACGACCUCAGCAACAGCAGCAAAGCCAAAGAAGAAGGCUACUACUGCUGUCCUCAAGAAGGCGGCUUAUAAGAAGGUAGCGCCCAAGAAAGCAGCAUCUAAAGUCACCAAGAAGAAGCCUGUGGCCAAAAAGGCUGCAAACAAGAAGGCUGCAACCCCGUCCUACGUCAAAUUCGGGUACAAAACCGAUGGCAGUAACCCCCUCGGUCCCGAAGCAGACAAGAAAGUCAGAGACAAGAACAUACAGAAGCAGCUCGGUAAAGAAAAGUGGAACGCCAUAGAUGCGCGUUACACACCUAAGGAACUCUCAAAUCUCGAAAGGACCUGGAGACUUAACAAGCAUCAAAUGGGCGACAGAUGGACCAUGGGCCUCGAGGACUUUCACGAAAGGGAAAAAGAAAAGGACAGCGUGUGUUGGGAUGAAGCUCAUGAAAAGGGCAUUGAAAAGAUUAGGGAGAAGUACACUGAUGCUGAGAUACAAGAGAUGCUGAAACAAAUGCAUAAAGAGCAGCGCCUAGGUUGGAUCCCACAUGUCAAAACCUUGGACGAUUAUUUGUUCUGGCAAGAAAUUGACAAUAUCAAGAACUUGGGUAAUGCCAUUGGCAAGUGGGAUUCGUACAACGUGAGUGCAUCAGCAUUUUCCUGUUCAGAAAUUGCAAAAGGGCAAUCGUUAACGCAAGUCCAGUAAAGACACCCAAAGGGACAUUGAAACAAGGGAGAACUAAGUCGCAGAGUCCGGACAGGAGGGUGUUGUUAUUGUUGAGUACUGAUAGUGGGUAUCGGGCUGAUAAUGAGCAGCAGAGUGUUAUGAGUAGGACAUGGGAGCUUGCUGCUAAUGCUGUAGAAGCUAUGAGGAGUACUGUGAGUUCCGAGUAGGCCAGGGGCAGUCUCUUUUGUUGCAAGGCAGUUAUUGGGUUAAUGUUUUAGUCCAUCUCAUUUGUCCGGUCAGUUUGAUAUUGUACUCCCUGUGUCAUUGUCUAUGAUUUUGCCACCUGUAAAAAGGCACAGU
Messenger RNA from Aureobasidium subglaciale EXF-2481, 1269 nucleotides. RefSeq lists its product as uncharacterized. NCBI's taxonomy places the organism in Eukaryota, Fungi, Ascomycota, Dothideomycetes, Dothideales, Saccotheciaceae. The transcript has a single exon. The record is from RefSeq and is a predicted model, not a curated record. The coding region runs from base 178 to 948 and encodes 256 amino acids.